Molecule: messenger RNA, 1833 nt
Organism: Asterias rubens (European starfish)
Lineage: Eukaryota; Metazoa; Echinodermata; Asteroidea; Forcipulatida; Asteriidae
Exons: 2
Coding region: 41-1042 (333 amino acids)
Source: RefSeq, a predicted model, not a curated record
AGACUGAUGUAAUGUGGAUGAGGGGCGGACGAGACGUAAGAUGUCGGGAAAACAUUCUAAACUCGAGAUCGAGAAAGCUAUAACAGGAAUUAGAGAUGAUCUUGACGAAUUAGAGACUAUCAAAGAACGUAUUACAACCCGUUUAGACUCUCUGCAAGCACUUUACACGGAAAACAUGGAGGAUGAUAUCUCCAGUACCAUCAGUGUCUUGUUGGAGUACAUUCCAGGGGUAGGAUCACUGUAUCAAGCAUCGCGCACCUUCGUUAACUCCCUGCAGUACAGCAAUGAUUUAGCAGUCAACCCCGUCGCAUUGAGCAUUAUCGGGGGCACCAUUAAGGAUUUUCUUCAUUUCAACAAUAUCCACGAGGAAGGCGUAGUAGUCACUGUCCACUCCCUCUUCGAGAAUUUGACCAAGGAUGCUUUCGGUCGCAUCCUUGACACUUUGGAGGGGCACAUGUCAAACCGGGAGAAAGUUAAGUCAGUUGUGCAACGUUAUCUUAGAGUGGUCAACCUCAAUAAGAAGUGUUUUCUCUUGGUGCACCAUGUGGAGGAAAACGACCCAUUCCACAAGCGCUUCCAAGAUAACAGAGUAAGGCUUGCAAAGUAUGCCUUGUCUAAGGGUGCGGUUUACAAUGGCCUUAUUUCUUACGAUAGAUACGCAGACAAAUCGUUGAUUAGUGUAAGCGUCCCACUUGGCUUCAAGGAAGGGGCCCCGGUUACGGUCUCAUGGAAACUUGACCAAACUUGGGCUGGUAAGCAAAAUGUUAUCGUCACAACAAAGGGGACCUUUGGGAAGUGUAAUAUCAACACUUCAAAUCCAGACCAGCUGUCGGUUGAGAUUGAAAUGCUAAGGAACGAGGCUUAUUAUUGGUUUGAUGGUACUCUGUAUAUUGGUAACCUGGAAAUGUUGGGCGGUGGUGAUGAGCCAGAGGAGUAUCAACUGAACAAUAGUUACAUUGAGUUGAAGAUGUUUGCAAAAGAUCCAAACGACCCCCUUGGAAAUAUUACGAGGCUUGACAUAGUACAAAAGUCAAAGGAUUGAGCAGUCAAAUUCUGGGUGGGGAAAUGUUGUUUCUCAAAAUAAAAAUAUUACUUUUAUCAAACCAAAACUUCAGAAUUCCCCCUGCCCCCUUUAGCCCCCUUCUCUUACUGUGUUUUUGGAUACUCAUAAAUUGAUACUCGGAGGGCUCCGGGAUGUAGGCGUUGAGUUUCAUCUUUGAAAGGGCAAGGACAAAUCGGUCAGAUUUGUCGUGGUGGGGGAAAAGUUAUGUCUGAAAUAUCAACUGCAAUUAAACAUGAAUUUCUAAAUUCUUCGAGAUUGCAGUGGUCAAUGUUUGUGCUUGAAGUUGGGCUUUUACUUUAAGGUUUAGGAUUUAUCCUUCGACUUACCUGCGAGUUCAAGAAACAUAUUGUUAGCAGUUGGUCUGUUAGCCAAUGCUAUCAACGUAACUGUGUUAAAAACGGUUAAUUAUAAUAUUUAAUUUUGAGAACAUUACUAUAAAAUUGCGAAUUUCAGCACACCUUUUUUUAGAAUUGCUGAAUGUAGUAUUGCCAUUUUUUAGAAGAUGGAGAAGUGUGGUCUUUCUUGCCAGAAACACAAAUUAAUCAUUAUCACAGUUAAAUUUUGUCAUCUUUGUGAUAUCAUUGUAUAACCUAUAUAUUAUUAGUAAUACAUAUUUAAGAAUGGAAUGGGUUUUUAUGGAUUCUUUAGCUUUGCUCAGUAAUGGAGAGCGACCCUCCAUGUACAAAAUCUCCUCUAGAGUUGUACAUGUAGUUGUAGUAAUAUUAUUCCUUCUUUUCAGAACCACUAUUAUACACAUAAUGAAUGUUUAU